This is a messenger RNA of Darwinula stevensoni, 996 nucleotides long. Lineage: Eukaryota; Metazoa; Arthropoda; Ostracoda; Podocopida; Darwinulidae. The record is from the annotation of a GenBank genome assembly.
UUCAGUCUCCAGGUUGCUGCGGUGAUCGCUCCCGCCUCACGCUCGAAGGUUGUCGGACGUGCACUGCGUUUUCCCACAUCGCACCAUGAAGUCCCUGUCGUUGCUGGUACUCGCGUUCUUCGCCCUUCUCGCGGGGGUUCGGUCUCGGCCUCAGGAGGCCCCCAUGCCCUACAACUUCCAGUGGGACGUAAAUGACGAAGCCAGCGGGAACUUCUACGGACACGAGGAGACUGGAAACGAGAACGGGCUGUCGACUGGAGAAUACCGCGUCCUCCUGCCCAACGGGAAACUCAUGAAGGUCUCCUAUACCGUCGAGGGGGAUUCCGGAUUCAAGCCCAUCAUCACCUAUGAGGACAACUACACGCCUCAGGGAUGGGGAAAACGUUGAAACACGUAAUUCAUCCUCUCACCUCCCCCCUCCACCGCACACCCAUCUGCCCCAUCUCGCCCCACACCCACCUUCUUCGCAGCCACCCGAUCCUACCCACCGCAUCCAUACGCCUCAACCUCGCUUCCCUCACAGCCCUCACCCACCCCCAAGAAUAUUGCAGUAGAUCACUUAAAAAGAAAACAAGAUGUCCUGCGCGGGAAACGCAGAUCCGCCCCAAGGCAGCGCAUCACCCACUUGGAGGACUGCAGGGGUAUUAGGAAAAACGCUUCAAUCCAUCGUCAUCCGCUCUCCACCUUCUCCAUCAUCACCCACCUUCCACAUACUCCAUCGUCAUCCACCCUCCUCAUCCCCCAUGUCACACCACCCAUGUGAUAUAUUGCGUACAUGUACAUACACGCAGUCGGUAGCAGCUUUCUUUCCUCGCGUCACGACGUCGUAAACUGAGGAUACCUGGGCAUGAAGGUAUCAAGGACGAUGCCGGGCUCCCUAAUUUGCAGGGACUGCGUUUUUUUUAAAACAAGUUUCUUUCUCAAUAAAAGAUGGUGCAUUCACAAGGUCAACAUUGCUUAAUGAGACGGAAAUCGGGACAACAGACUCCACGCACA